AUGAUGCGGCUCGGUCAAUUGCAACGGCCAUUACAAGCCGUUGCUGUGGCGGGCUCUUGCCGACCAACCCUCGCCACAUUCGCCCUGCCGUCCCGGCCAGCAGUGCAGGCGACGCCGGCGCAAGCGCACCCGUCAGAUGGCGGCGUGGAAGGGAGGAGGUAUGCCAGUGUCAAGUCCCAGGGAGCAUACAGGAUACCAAACAAGAAGACGAUAGCCAAGAAGCUGGGCGCAAAGAAGAGCGGUGACCAACAUGUCAUCCCCGGGAACAUCAUCUUCAAACAGCGAGGCACAAUGUGGCACCCCGGCGAGAAUGCCCUCAAGGGCCGUGACCACACAAUCCAUGCCGCCGUCGAGGGCUACGUGAAGUAUUACCGCGAUCCCCAACUACACGCGACAAGACAAUACAUCGGCGUCGCAUUCAACCGAGACGACACCCUCCCCUACCCGAAGGACGCACCCCGGCGGCGCAAGCUCGGCAUGGUGGCCGUACCGCGCAAGGUCCACGAGAAGAAGGACGCCAUCUCCGCGAGCGGUAUUCCAAGACGAGUCGUGCGGCAGGCUGGAAUAUUCGACAUCGAGGCCCUGGAGCAGCGACUCUGGUCGCGGGACAAGGCACGCGAACUAGAGGAAGCCAGGAAGGCGGCAGCAUCAUCAGCAACCGCGUCCGGGGCAAACGCAGCAGCCGAGGCAGCCGCGGCCGCCGGGGAGACGGAGCCGACGCCCAUAACGGGCGCGGAGGAGGGCAAGGCGGAGGCGGGCGCCGCCAAGGGGAAGAAGCGGACGCGGUCGCAGCAGCGGCGGCUGGUGCACCCGCUGGCGUUCAUCCAGAAGCGGUGGCUGGAGCGGCGGCGGACGCGGACGCUGCACCUGAACCCGCGCAGCUACAGCUACACCGAGACCAACGCGGCGAUCGGGCGGCUGGCGUCGCGGACCAUGUACACGCCGCCGUGGAAGCUGGGCGGGCGCAAGGCGCGGUUCAGGGCCCGCCGGGGCCGCCGCGAGGAGCGCAUCAAGCAGAUCGCCGCGAACCGCAAGCUGGUCAAGGCCGAGAAGGAGAAGGAGCGCAUCGCUGAGGAGGCCAAGAGGGCGCGCAUGCUUGCUAAGCAGAGGGCUAAGGGCCAGGGGCGCACGCAGAAGGAGGGGGUGAAGGAGGGGCCUAAGGAAGGGGAGAACGGCGGUGGGAAGGAGGGUGAGAAGAAGGUCGAUGCGUGA
Messenger RNA from Diaporthe citri, 1212 nucleotides. RefSeq lists its product as uncharacterized. Lineage: Eukaryota; Fungi; Ascomycota; Sordariomycetes; Diaporthales; Diaporthaceae. Gene Ontology annotation, molecular function: structural constituent of ribosome. Gene Ontology annotation, biological process: translation. The record is from RefSeq and is a predicted model, not a curated record. Gene Ontology annotation, cellular component: mitochondrial large ribosomal subunit; ribosome. Bases 1 to 1212 code for a protein of 403 amino acids. The transcript has 2 exons.